Molecule: messenger RNA, 1081 nt
Organism: Nylanderia fulva
Lineage: Eukaryota; Metazoa; Arthropoda; Insecta; Hymenoptera; Formicidae
Source: RefSeq, a predicted model, not a curated record
UGCAUUUCGCCGCGGACGGUUCGAUAAAAAUCAGUCGUCGCUCGACCGAUUCGUUCGAGAGUUGUUUUGAGAGCGAUUUUGACAGGUGUUUUGUCGAACAGUGCUUGUGUGUCUGCGUAGACGUUCGUGAUUUCUCCGAAACGAGUCGCGAGCCGAAGAGUAAGGGUAAGUAGUAAAUACCGUGAAUUCCGUCGAAAGCUUCCUCGAGGAAGCUUUUGCAACGUUCCGUUUGCGCUUCCUCGCGAAUUAGGACGCGUCAGGAUCUCAGCUAGUAGUGCGCGGUCUCGCGCCAACAGUCUCGUCGCCACGGAAUAAUAUGACCCAAAAGUGAUUUGGCGCGUGUAUCCUCACCUCGGAAGAGAUCGACCGACCGGCCAAACCAAGUGUAGAAUGAUAAAUGGUGGCCACCAGCAGCAUGGUAUAUGAGGAGAUAGUUGGUAUACGGGGCAGCUGACCCCAGCCGCCGCGCACGCUUUUCACGCGCGAGAUGCCCCACAAUCUAAACUCAGUUUCCGCCAAUUCCGCCAACACAGGACCGAAUCAUCAAGCCUAUCCUCAGCAGCCGCACCAUCGAGAGAAUACAGAUGGACUCCAACCCGAGAAAGAACCGGUGGAAUUCGACAUUUCGCACUUGCGAGGUGCUCCAGCGGAGGUCGAGACGUUGGUGCACAACAUCAAGGAGGUGGCCCAACAAUUUCUCUAUCACUGGCGAACCUUCCCCAUCGUUCUGCCACCGUCAUUGUCCUCGUGCACGGAAGGCGAGGACACGUUGGCGCGAAAGAAGUACCAUCUGAGGGACCUUUUUGUGGCGCCCAGCUUCGACGAGUUGGACGCCGUAGCUGUCGACAGCAAGGGCGAGCCCAGAAGACUGACCAACAAACAGCUGGAAAGCAUCAGGGAACGAGGCUUACACAAGGAUAAAUAUGGAAAGCCGAAGAAGCUGAAUGCCACUCAAUUGGAGAGCAUUCGAAGAUGCGGAGAAUUUGAAGUGGACUCGAUCAACUUUGCCGGACAGACGCAUCGAUGGCGAUUGAGCGGGCUUCUUCAACGUGGCCGAGACAGACGGCGGGACGCGCUGUGA